Pocillopora verrucosa is the source of this 623-nucleotide messenger RNA. The record is from RefSeq and is a predicted model, not a curated record. Lineage: Eukaryota; Metazoa; Cnidaria; Anthozoa; Scleractinia; Pocilloporidae.
UUUUGUGAACGACGCCAUUUUUGCUUCCGGCGAUCAAUAAGCAGUCAGAUAAUUCAUUUAAAACUGGAUGGUCAUGUACAACGUGGCAUCAGUUUUCACUGUUCUCGUCUUUAUAGGCCCACCACAUCUUUUCGCAUCAGGUGCUUGUACAGACAACCAUAACUCUUGUUCCGAUUGGGCUGGUAUCGGGGAGUGUUCAAAAAAUCCUCUGUGGAUGCUUGAUAAUUGUCCGGUGAGCUGCAAAGUGUGUUCUGGAGUACCGGCGUGUGUCAACAUUUACAAUGACCAGUACUGUAAAAGUAAUGUGGGGAACUGUUGGACGUCGUCCAUUGCUGCUGAUCUUGUAAAGAACUGUAGGAAAACUUGUGUUUGUAAAUGCUGCCCCUCAAGUCCUACAACAGUACCAACAACUGCAUAUGUCCAUAACGCAACAAGGUAUACAACGGUAUCAGCUUUGACCUCGGCUACCACUUCAGUGGAAAUAGCAACGACAUCAGCUUUGACCUCGGCUACCACUACUGUGGAAAUAACAACGACAGCAAAGGAUAUCAGUACCACGCCUCAAACAACAUCAACAAUAACAAACUCGACUCCAAACGAGGAGAGAACUACGGUGCAAACAG